This is a messenger RNA of Trematomus bernacchii (emerald rockcod), 423 nucleotides long. RefSeq names its product kinetochore-associated protein 1-like. The record is from RefSeq and is a predicted model, not a curated record. The transcript has 6 exons. Gene Ontology annotation, cellular component: cytoplasm; kinetochore microtubule; RZZ complex. NCBI's taxonomy places the organism in Eukaryota, Metazoa, Chordata, Actinopteri, Perciformes, Nototheniidae. The coding region runs from base 1 to 423 and encodes 140 amino acids. Gene Ontology annotation, biological process: mitotic spindle assembly checkpoint signaling; mitotic sister chromatid segregation; protein localization to kinetochore involved in kinetochore assembly. Gene Ontology annotation, molecular function: small GTPase binding.
AUGAGUGUACAGUACAGCAAGGAUCUGCUGGAGCGCUGCAGCUCUCAGACCACAACACUCUUCACAGAAUGGGAAGCCAAAGCAGUGACGGUGCUCGAUUGCAUAAAUGAUACUGAUAUGAAGGUGGAUGCUGUGCUGGAGAUCAUGCAGAAAGCGGUGGUGCCCUGGAGUAAAGUGGUAGAACAGCUGGUUCAGCAGUACCUCGAGAUGGAUGGACCAAAACAAGAGCUUUUAAAGGAGAGCUACCGUCUGAUGGAGAUCAGGAAACUUCUCCGGGGCUACGGGAUCCGCAACUUCGACCUCUCUAACAGCACUCAAAUUAUGACGCUGAUUAGAUACAUCCUAAAGCAAGACCUGCCAAUGAGGUCACAGAGCACAAGAAGAACCAGAUGGUCGUGGCUCAGGGGAUGGUGGAGGCUCUGA